GUCAAGCUAAGAAGCUAGGUCACUAGAAACCAGUUAAGUAACGCCACAAGUCAGAGUUAGAGACAGAAAUAUCCAGCAACACGACUGUCUCUAACAUUUUUUUAUCUGACUAUACGUUACACAGGACGAACCUAAAAUGGCGGCGGCUUCGUUUCAUCGAAUAUUUGUGGUCGCUUUGACCUGAACAGGACUUGUGCUAACGUUAGCCUGUUAGCAUCACUGGUUGUUUACUGCACCAGCCCCACCACUGUGGCUCUGCACGGAUCCCUACUGUACAUUCAGUUCAUUUAAGGAGUAUCACACGUUUAAGAGGAUGUUCCUGGUGGGGCUGACGGGAGGUAUCGCCUCAGGGAAAAGUGCAGUGUCUUCAAUGCUGCGGGAGCUUGGAUGCCCCAUUAUUGAUGCUGAUGUUGUGGCCAGGAAAGUUGUGGAGCCGCACACUCCCGCCUAUUCCCGCAUCGUCUACCACUUUGGGCCAGAGAUCCUCCUUGAGAACGGGGAGAUCGACAGGCAGAAGCUGGGCCAGCUCAUCUUCGCCAACGAAGAGAAGAGGAAGCUGCUGAACUCCAUCACACACCCAGAGAUCCAUAAAGCAAUGCUCAAAGAGAUCCUGUUCUACUUUCUCAGAGGGUACCGCUACGUGGUGCUGGAUGUUCCCCUUCUCUUUGAGACCAGACGUCUCACUCAGUUCCUGAACCACACUGUAGUAGUUUACUGUGACCCUGCCACUCAGCUUCUGCGCCUGAUGCAGAGGGACGGCCUGACCCAGGAGCAGGCCGAGCAGCGCGUGGCCGCACAGAUGCCGCUCAAUGAAAAGCGCGGCUUGGCCAACCACGUUAUCGAGAACUCGGGCAGCCGCGAGGACACCCACCGGCAGGUCCUGCGAUUGCACACGAAGCUGGAGGACUCCAUGGACUUCCUCUUAGUGAGGGUCAUUGCUAUUGCUGCCACUACUGGUCUGGGUGGGAUACUGCUGUACGCAGCCAAGAUACUGUUGUCCUAACAGAGGACAGAUGAGGGGAAAGAAAGAGUUGGGUCCAGGAUGCGGUCAGAGAUGUGUGAGUAGUGGCAGGUGAACGCACGUCGGGCGGUCCCGAUGCAAUUUACUGUGAGAUUAGUUUCACAGCACCCACCACUACAGCUCAGUGGUGUGACGUGCUCUGUUUGCGGUUAACACUGACUUACAUUAUUGACACAACAUGCACUGACAAAUGUGGAAUAGUGUGAAGGGGUUGAAUGUGCAAUUUCAGGUGGUUUUACUCAGAGACAUUAAAAACAUGAAGGUGAUACCGUAGUGGCUUCCCGACACUCUCAGCAGUGAAUCACAGUUUGGGACCUAAAAGCUGGUUGAAUUUUUAUUUUGUUGCAGCGGUCGACUCAUAACUAACAUCAGUGAACGAGCAAAAAUUGACCAUUGUUACACCACUGUUACACCUUUAUGAAGAUAUCCAAAUUAGACAUUUUGGGUGAUAGCAUGGAUUAAAACACCAGAACGUAGAGAGAGCAAAAGUCACUGCGGUUUCUGCUCCUUUCAUUCAUAUGCAGUUUACAACUGUAAGUACAAAACGCAGCGCUGUCCCCACUGAUGGAUACGUUUUAAAACAAAUGGAUCACCCAUCAUAGACAAAGUAAUUUAACGCCCAACGUGAAUGAUCCGAUGCUCACAGAAUACGUUAUUGAUUGUAUACUAAUGACCUGUAUAAUGAAGAUAUAUGGCAGAAUGUAUUUGACAAUCCAUUUUUUAAUGGGAAUAGACAGAGUGAAUUUACAUGAAUUAACAGACUUUAUAUAUAUAUUUCACUGUAUUUUCUUACACUUGAAGCUGCCCUCUGUAAAUACUGAGUCUGUGGUUUUGUUUCUCUGUGCACAUUCACUGGUAACUAAAACAUUUGUAACAUUAGCCGUUGAACUGAAAUAUAAAUGAUCCAACACUACUGUUUUAAAGUGA
This is a messenger RNA of Epinephelus moara (kelp grouper), 1948 nucleotides long. It is a transcript of the gene dcakd, whose product is annotated as dephospho-CoA kinase domain containing. Gene Ontology annotation, molecular function: dephospho-CoA kinase activity; ATP binding. Gene Ontology annotation, biological process: coenzyme A biosynthetic process. The transcript is spliced from 5 exons. NCBI's taxonomy places the organism in Eukaryota, Metazoa, Chordata, Actinopteri, Perciformes, Serranidae. The coding region runs from base 314 to 1003 and encodes 229 amino acids. The record is from RefSeq and is a predicted model, not a curated record.